Messenger RNA from Etheostoma cragini (Arkansas darter), 1210 nucleotides. RefSeq names its product leucine rich repeat containing 6 (gene lrrc6). Gene Ontology annotation, cellular component: cytoplasm. The record is from RefSeq and is a predicted model, not a curated record. The transcript is spliced from 10 exons. Gene Ontology annotation, biological process: outer dynein arm assembly. Lineage: Eukaryota; Metazoa; Chordata; Actinopteri; Perciformes; Percidae. Bases 1 to 1176 code for a protein of 391 amino acids.
AUGGUUUACAGCUGCGAAAGCCUCCAGAAACUGGAUCUGACGGUGAACUUUGUGGGCCGGCUGAGCAGCGUGGAGUCUCUGAAACACAACGUGCACCUCCGGGAGCUGUUUCUGGUGGGGAACCCCUGCUCCGAGUUCCAGGGUUACAGGCAGUACGUGGUCGCCUCCCUGCCCCAGCUCAAGUUUCUGGACGGGGCGGAGAUCAGACGCUCGGAGAGGAUCGCCGCCUCUCAGGGACUGGAGGAGGCCAAGAGACAGGUCUGGGAGCAGGAGAAGGACUACCUGCAGAGGAGAGCCAGGGAGAGAGAGGAGGCGCAGAGGAAGGAAGCAGGAGAGGAGAAAGGAAACCAGGAGAGGAAGCCGGGCUUCAAUGGCCGCUGGUACACCGACAUCAACAACACAGCCCCAGUGUUGGAGGAGAAUAAGGAGAACCAGGACACGGAGGAGAACGUGGUGAACCUCGACUUGGAUGAAGCGCGGCGGGAGAAGGAAUUCUGGGAAACGCCGUGUUCAUUCACUCCUGAAUCCCGUGUAGAGGUUCACCGCCACCUGGAGGAGAAAAAGAAAGCGAAGGAGAAGGAGAACGAGAAGAAGCCAAAGGCCCCGAGGACGCUGAUCACUGCUGAAGGCCGAGUCAUGAACGUCAACGAGCCCAAACUGGACUUCUCUCUGACUGAAGACGAAGAAAACAACAUCAUCGUCUUAGACCUCGGCGUGUACAGACACAUGGACACCUCGCUGAUCGGCGUGGACGUUCAGCCGACGUACGCCAGAGUCACCGUCAAAGGAAAGAUAUUUCAGAUGGUCCUGCCCGCCGAAGUGAAGCCCGACAGCUCGUCAGCUCAGAGGUCCCAAACCACGGGACACCUGGUCCUCACCAUGCCCAGGGCUGAAGGUGAAAUCAAAGUGACAAAGAGCGUCCCACUUCCGCCCAGAGGGCGUCAAAGCAGUUGUACCGGCUUGCCUGAGGACAAUAAAAGAAGACCCGGCGUCCCUGAGAGGCUGGACGUGGACCCCGGCUGGCGCCCCGCGCUCGACCUCGCCAACAUCGUGCCGCGGCGGAGCGCCAACGAGGGUCCGCUGGAAACCUCCAGGAGGGCUCCACCGCCCCCCCCGGAUCACAGCAGCUACUCCCAGGGGUUUUUGGACGACCCCGAUGUCCCCCCACUGGUAUAACACUCACCACUACGGAUAGACACAACUGGACCUU